Messenger RNA from Pecten maximus, 13228 nucleotides. RefSeq lists its product as uncharacterized. Gene Ontology annotation, biological process: cell communication; Notch signaling pathway; multicellular organism development. The transcript is spliced from 72 exons. NCBI's taxonomy places the organism in Eukaryota, Metazoa, Mollusca, Bivalvia, Pectinida, Pectinidae. Bases 169 to 12504 code for a protein of 4111 amino acids. Gene Ontology annotation, cellular component: membrane. The record is from RefSeq and is a predicted model, not a curated record.
AUAUUGGAAAUAAUUUAUGUACCCUUUCAUAUCUGCCGACAGCUUACCUGUGGCCUGGUACAUCCCGUCUGUCACCGACCAAUACGCACGCUCGUCUGAACUGAGGAAUUGUACAAAUAUGUCAUUAUAACUGGUUACGUUUCUUUUCGUUAUAAUUUCGAAUUCGAAAUGAGGAUAUUUUCGAAGGAUUUUACACUUGCUUUUAGUGUGAUUUUGUGGAAUAUAAUUGACGUUGAGUGUAAAGGAAAGCUCGCCGUAAAGUUAGUGGAUUUUCACAACAAAGAAGGACUGGACUUUAACGGUCAGUGUUGUGAUGGGGUCAAUAUACCAACAUGUCCACUGGAGCAGUGUGACCACCACUUUACCGUCUGUGCCGGAGAUCACCCCAUAGUGAAUCAUACAGACGAAAGCUGCAUAUAUGGGAAAGAAGAUUUUAAUGCCCAUGAUAAUGAGAAUGAAGUAUACUUUACUGCCGGCAAAGCUUCUUUGUUCAGCUUUGAUAAUUGGAAGGGCUGGGCAUAUCUAUCUGUGUUGGUGACAGACUCGGACAGCGAUGGACUGGUACCAGUCGAUAAUCUUUAUCUCAACUUUACAAGUAUCAUUCCUGGCUUUAACUCCACAACAGACUACAAGUCGACCUAUACAUUGAUUGGUCAGCGGACUCAAAAACCUACCGGUAUGUCAAUGAAGGUGAAGGUUUAUUGUGAUCCCCAUUAUUAUGGAGAUGACUGCUCUAUCAAUUGUGUCGGUGACAAUGCCUGUGACGGUCACUACACAUGCGACAACAAAGGUCGAAAGGUGUGCAACUCUGGAUGGAAGGGAGAUAACUGUGAGGUUAUGAUACAAGGGGACGUGGCAGAUUGUAGUGUAUAUCAAGACAGAACUGAAUUUGUGCCGAGUCUAUGGGAAGGUCAAUACCAAUGUCCCGGAGAAACACCACAGAACUUUGUACUCAACGUGACUCGCUCCAGUGGUAAUAUUGACGUCGUAGCAGAUAUGACAAUCCAGUCUUUUGUGAUAGAACUUUCUGGAACUUAUGCCAGUUCAUUCAAAAUAUUGACCCUCCAGGGACAAACACUUGUGCCACAGGAUAUAGGAGGAAGAAACCUAACGAAGUUGGAGCUCAAUCUGCAGGAGAAAGACAAUCAGGCGAUAGAAAUGAAGGGGGAUGUGAUUAUAGAUCAGGACACAUGUCAUGUCCUCCGUCUUACACGGACUAAAGCUUACUUUGAUGGCUGUAAUUCGCAAGGAACCUGUGUCCGAUAUGGUGGUCAGAAAGACCAAUUCUACUGCUGUUGUAACGAUGGUACCACCGGUAUAUCAUGCAUGUCAACAACCAAGAACCCGAAAACCACACCAACAGCUAAACCACCCACAUCAACAACUAAACCAACCACACCAACAACUAAAUCAACCACAGCUAAACCAACCACACCAACAACUAAAUCAACCACAGCUAAACCAACCACACCAACAACUAAACCAACCACACCAACAAUUAAAACAACUACACCAACAACUAAACCAACCACAGCAAAACCAACCACACCAACAACUAAACCAACUACCGCUAAACCAACCACACCAACAACUAAACCAACCACAACUAAACAAACUACACCAACAGUUAAACCAACCACACCUACAACUAAACCAACAUCAGCAACCACAGCUUCUACGACUCCUUCGACGACGCCUUCAACUACGUCAACAACUGCUUCAACUAUGUCUUCGACGACGCCUUCAACCACGCCAUUAACUACGCCUUCAACAUUGGCUUCAACAACGCCUUCAACCACCCCAUCAACUACCUCAACUGUGGCACCCACUACAGCACCUACAACAUCGAGCACGCUGUCGCCAACUACCCCUACUUCACGACCUACCACCUCGACCACGCAAACAACUUCCCCUACUACUCCCACGACCUCGACUAUGCCACCAUCUACCUCCACCACGGAACAUAUGACCUUCACUACACUGCCGCCAACUACCCCUACUACUCCCACCACCUCGACUAUGCCACCAUCUACCUCCACCACGGAACAUAUGACCUCCACUACACUGCCGCCCACUACCCCUACUACUCCCACCACCUCGACCACGCCACCAUCUACCUCCACCACGGCACCUACAACCUCCACUACACUGCCGCCCACUACCCCUACUACUCCCACUACCUCGACUACGCCACCAUCUACCUCCACCACGGCACCUACGACCUCCACUACUCUGCCGCCCACUACCCCUACUACCUCGACAACGCCACCAUCUACCUCCACCACGGCACCUACGACCUCCACUACACUGCCGUCAACUACCCCUACUGCUCCUACAACCUCGACCACACCACCAUCUACCUCCACCACGGCACCUACAACCUCCACUACACUGCCGCCCACUACCACUACUACUCCCACUACCCCGACUAUGCCACCAUCUACCUCCACCACGGCACCUACGACCUCCACUACUCUGUCCGCCCACUACCCCUACUGCUCCCACCACCUCGACCACGCCACCAUCUACCUCCACCACGACACCUACGAUCUCCACUACAAUCUCACCAACCACAUCCACUACUACCCCUGCCCCUACCUCAGGCAGCACUGGUCCACAUCCUGCCACAAGGAAUGUCACCCUGCAUGGAAUCAAGCCAAUGCAGAUUCUACCCUGGUCAAUAUUACUGUAUCCAACAUGGCAACUAUGUCUUCUUAUCUUGCCAUAGGGGACAAUGGUGUCGAGGUUUUUGAAAUCUCAGUGACUAUGACUGUGCCAUACACAGCUAAAGAGCCAACCAAUACCAUGGCCCUGGACCAGAUGCAGCAAAUAAUUAAUUCCUCCUCGAUCAAACUGUACAAAGGAUCCACUACUAAUCUUGUCCAGUACAAAUUGGACUAUGCACUGACAUUUACAGUCGAAGGGCCGGGGCCCAGGGAAGGAGAAAAUAGUCAGUGGGAAUCUGCGAUCUUAAAGGCACUGAAUACGAGCUGUAAUGCCCAAAACUGUUUGUCCCUUUCAAAGGCCGUCAUCAACAUGAAGAAAAAAGAGGAAUAUGUUGGAUCAGGGGGUCAGGAGCUUACAAAAGUGUAUUAUUUUGUGGAGAGAGAUGGAAAGCCUCUGACGUCAUUAACAGUCAAUGCUUCCGAGACUCUACGGGUUGACUAUGUGUCUGCCUUCUCUGGUUUAGCGGACGUAAAUGUCUAUACAGGAUCAGAGGCUACACGGUACAGGUUUCAUUAUUCCUUACUUGUGGAGGGAACAGUAUUCAACGAAGACCUCCCCCAAUUUAAAUCUAUGCUGGAGAAAGUCUGGGCCUUGGAAUAUCCAGACAAAUUCGACAACUGUACGAUCAACAUAACAAGGACGGAACAGUACAUUGAUGACAAUGGCGCGACGGUGACCGCUUUGGUAUAUUUCUACCACUUAACAUCAACAACCCAGUCUCCCGUGAUUGUGACCUCCCCCCCAGUGGCACGUUUCAACAGCAGUAUGACGUUGAUUAACAAAGACCAACAACCAUACAAACUGUACAUGGGGUCAACAGUGUUCAGGUAUACUCAUCACUACAGCUUUCUCAUCGCUGGCCAGGUCAAUAUUAAGGCUGACUUGACACUCCUACAGUCUUUACUGACCACCGCCUGGACGAACUGGACACAUGAAAUAACCAAUACAGGAUUAUACAGCAAUUACCUGGAUUGGAAACUGGCCAUUAAAGGAAUUGAAUUAUACGUCAGCCGUGAAGGGAAGUAUGUUACAAACCUGAUCUGCUACAUCACAGACACCAAGAACGAGGUUCAGGAUUCCAGGGUUGCCAUGGUGCCCUCCUUAAAAUGGUUGUCACAGACAAGUCAGACUUGGAAGAACUUUAAGCACAGAGAUGGAACGCUAUAUAAAGUGUUCACGUUGCAUGCUCGGACGGAGAUGGUGCGAGUAGAUGAAACGUUUGUUGUGUUUGUUGAGGGAUAUGUCUACAACAAGGAUAUUACAAUCAUCCAAAAUGAAAUUCAGAAGGCAUGGACUAGCAUGUUCACAGGGGUGACAGCGAAAGUGAUAAAGACGGUUAUUUACACACGGACAGUUAGUGGAUCUGUGGAGAUAAUGACAGCCUUGCACUACACGUUAGUCCACUCUAGUACUAAAAUAAAUGUAUUAGCCACACAACUCGCUGUGAAACAGAAAACGACCAUAUACAAAAGUAUUGUGUCCAGCCUGACCCGAUUGACCAUAGGACGGACAUAUAGCGCCAUCACUGCUGAUCUUUCCUCCUGGUUUGUGUGGGACAAACAUUUUGAACUCUAUUUUACCAGCAGACUGGCGCAACUUGACCUUGACCUCCAGGUCAAAGGAGCACUUCAAAACGCUCUUAAGGUUAAAUGGACAGAUUACAACUUGUUCCACAAUCUACAAGUUCACAUCGCUUUUCAGGAAAAGGUCUAUAUAGAAACAAGGACAGUAUGGAGAGUAGUGUUCUUCCUCAAAUCCGACGACAAAGAAACAGUGAACCCACAGUGGGUUGUCCCUAUCACCGAACACCUGCUCAACGGCAGUCUGUCCAUCAACAGCAUCAAAGGUCAUACAUACAACUUUUAUCUAGGUCAGAGGUCAACGCACCUAUUUUUUUAUAGGUCACACUUUCACUUGACCUUCACCCAGGAAGUGUCUUUGAUUGAUUACGUCAACAUUACACAGGAUCUGCAGGAGAUGUGGUGUAGAAAAAUACAAGGUUGUCAGCACAGUGCUGAUAUCAACAUCACAAUAAUGGAACAAGAACAUUUCAUGGAUAUCAAUGGAAAAUCUUACUGGCGACUCGUCUACUUUGUGUGGUUUAACGAGAAUUGGUUCGACUCGAGGACCACGCUGGACAUUGACUGGUUGGGACACUCGUGGAAGAGCCAGUAUGGUGUUAACUUGGAAACAGUGACGACCAGACAUGUUGAUCUAUGGCGCUUCUCUUCCGCCUUCCAUUUGUACUAUCACACCAAACUGUACAAUACAGAAACAGAACUAGCCACUCUUCACACUCAGCUUCUCUCCGCCUGGACCAAUAUAAGUUUCAUUAAGAAAGAAUGCAAAUGUCUACAUCUCUAUAUAGUGAGACAACAACAGCUACCAGCAGCCAGUGGGACCCUGUGGCAAUUGACCUAUUUCUUGCAAUAUGGUGGAAAUGGUAAUAAUUUGACGGUGGACUCUCAUUCAUGGCCCGCUUUGAACUCCACUAUGCCCAAACACAUCUCUCCUGGUUUAUCACUGGCAUGGUUCCAGUCUCUGAUCACAGUCUACUCCAGCAAAAAAGUGGCAGUGACUGACUUCUCUGCCAUAGAAAAGGAUAUGACAGAAUCUCUUCUAAUACAAAACCCAGAUUUCAAGGCUUGCGGCUGCUACCAUAUUAAAGUGGAAUUCCAGGAAGAAGUUGUGGAUACCAGUGGACACACAAAAUGGCGAAUGUAUUACCAUGUUUACAAAAAUGACAACGUGGUUUCACUGUCUGCCAUCCGACCAAUCCGCUGGGUGGAUUUCAAUCAACAAUACUCUGUCAGUGGUCACUACAGCAACCAGUAUAGCUUCUCAUGGGAGUGGGCGUGGCGGUGGGCGUGGCAGUCUGUAUAUAGUCGAUAUAGCAGUCUUGGAGGGGUGUAUUUAUCCCACUGGCUUUCUCCCUCGAACUACCACCAGCUGGCCGCGAUACUUUCACAGUACUACUUCCACUACUACAAUGAAACCAAGAAUGUGACAGUUACUAUAAAUACUGAGGCCAGGGAAUACUUUUCCACUGAUGGCUCGUCUGCGUGGCAUAUCCCCUUUGCUCUUGAGGUUGACGGAGCUCGUACGUACCCUCCCCCACUCAAUAUCAGCGCUCUCCAGGCCAGCUGGAAUCUCACCACUGCCACGGGAGACAACUAUGCACUCAUCUCGGGGUCGAAGGUCACUAGUACACAGAAGUAUUCAUCCAUAACGGUAGACCAUAAGGUAUCCAGUACGACGUAUGAGGACAUCAAGGCGGCUAUCAUCAAAACUCUUCUCAAACAGAAUCCAGAUUGGGAAGCUGCCUGGCUUAAAAUUGACAUGGGACCACAGCGCGAAGUGGUGGACGAGAAUGGACAUUCCUCGUGGAAGCUGCAUUACUCUCUUAGUGUCAAUGGUACAAAGAUGGACACUAAAGGUACACUGAAAUUGAACUCGACGGAACUGACCAGCAACCUGUUAAAGGUCACGGGGCCAAACUCUGUUCAUUACCACCUCACUAACACUAACGGUCAAGUGUCCGGCCAUGUGUCUGCAGAGACUCUGAUGUCCAUCAACCUGGACACAGACGUGUCUGUCACUCAAAUACAUCAUGUCCAGGAACAGGUGAAGGAAAGUUUGGCAAGAACAUUACGGAGUAGUAGGACCUUGUUUUCUUGUACCUUUCUGUAUACCUGUACCAUACGUGCCUCAUCCGUAGAUGUCGAAUUUAUCAGACAGAAGGAGCUAGUCAGUAAAACAGGGGAGUCCCUAUGGAGGUGGGACUACGAGCUGAAAGUAAACGGUACAGUUAUGCGGCCAGAAGAAGUGAAAUCAAUAAAUACAGUUCGCUUGUCUAGCCUUCUCAACGUUACGACUUCAGGAACAGAGAAGUACCACUUGAAGAAUUUGACACUUGGCUAUAACAACUAUGAUUUGCAUUUUCCUCUGUAUGUUGCAACCAAAGUUUCCAAGACAGAUUUCAAAGUGUUCAAGGAGAAAAUUCAGAAAGCUUGGCUUGCUAUUGGUAAGAAUGUAACAGUGGAUGUCGUGUCGCAGGAAGAAAUAGUCAAUUCAGAGGGGAAAUCCACAUGGAAACUAGUUUACUUUGUAAGAAACGGAAGUGAGGUCUUGGACAGCCGUGUGACCCAGCACAUCAAUAGUACAAAUUUGGGGGUCGUCCAGGGACCCCGGGGGCCAUAUACCACUCUGCAAGGGACUGGAUUGUCCUCCGAAAUAAAGUACAGUUUAGGGUCGUUUGUAGCCAUUGAUCACAAGCUGGACACAGAGGGCAUCAAAAAUCUUACCGAUAAGAUAAAAUAUGGUCUGAAGCUAAACACCUUAGGCUUUGGAGACAAAAUAACAGUCUCUAUUGUCCGACAAGAAGAAUACCUAAAAAAAGAUGGGACCAGAGGCUGGAAGGUGGUGUAUUUCGUUAAGGUGGAUGGGAAAAUUGUCCGAUCAUCCAAUUUUAUGACUAGAAACCUUACAAUCGAUCACACUGGACCUCACAAUGUCCACUACAAAGUCCUCAAGACGUCCGAUCUUGUCUAUAACUUCCGGGACAGAUUCACUGUUACAUUGACAAGCAAGGUCACAAAGAGGUCCUUUUUAGAUUUGCGAUCAGGAAUCAUUGAUGCGUGGAAAAUUUCCAAACCUGAAUAUGAAACGUGUGGGUGUCUAUCGAUGGACGAAAUCAAUGCUAACCAGAUAGAAGAAGUUGUGGACGAGCAGGGAAAUUCCUACUGGCAGCUGACUUACUUCCUGAGAAAGAAUUCCACUAUAUUGGAAUCCAUGACACAUACUGCGUUGAAUCUGACAAACCUGAAGGCAAAAUUGGUAGGAUUGACCGAUGCCAAGGGGAAAACCUACAGUGUUUUGGACACUGCCGUGGUCAGUGUCAAACGCCUUUCGCUGGCUGGACACUUAUACCUUGACCGGGAGACAUCACUUCACGAGCUUCAGAAUUUUGCAAAGAAAGAAUGGAUUCAGAAAGAUGUUUUAGGUAACAAAUCAGUUAAAGUAGAAAUGAUUCGGACGGAACGCAUCUUUGAUGGGUUUUGGAAACAGUGGUGGAGAGCCGAUUACUUCCUCUAUGGUGAUGGUAGUGUCCUUGACCCAGUUGUUCUCCCUGACCUGACUUCUGGGAGAGUCAGUAUCCAAGAUCUCCAUGGUAACAAUGUCAGUGUUCGAAGCUCUGUCAGCAUAACGGUAAGGGCAGACUACAGUUGGAGUUUCUCGCUCAUUGUCAACAAAGAGGUUCAAUUGGCGCACUUAGAGAUCUUCAAGGAAGUUAUAAAGAAAAACUGGACCUCAAUGGUUGCCGUUUCAGGAAAUGUGAAGAUUGACAUUCCAGAACAAGUGAAAAUGAUAAGCAAGAAAGGCAUUUUCUAUUGGGUCUUGCCCGUCUUUGUGUAUGAUAACAAUACUGGAAAAUACCUAGAUGCCCGCGAACACUCGGACCUGAACAUGACCGUUAUACAGAAGUCCAUAGAGACCGAAAUCACCAGUGGAACGUACAAGCUGGUGGCAAUCGACGGCCUGAGGCGUUACGAUUCUGGUUUUUCUCUCUAUCUCUCCUCCUUUAUCAGAAGAGCUCACCUUACAACACUGUCGACACAUAUCGCCCAGCUCUGGCAAGACAAAGAUUUUGAUGCAGCAAGCAAUGUUACAGUAUCCAUUGUCAAGCAAGAAGAGUAUGUUACAAAUAUCGGAAAGCUGACAUCCAAGAUGACAUACUUUUUACAAGCCAAUGGUACAGAAAAAUCUUUCAGUCAGAUGUCUGGCCUCGACCCCAAAAAGGUCCAGGAUGCCAUCACUAUGGUAGCAGGCCAAAAAACAGAUCUGCUGCAUGGAGUCAAAGAGCUCGUUAGUAGCUCCACCCAGACAGGCGUUUCCAUGGCAACAGCUCACAGUUUCAGCAGUUUGCUUAGUCUUUCACUGGCUAAGCCUGUCCUUGAUCAGGACAAACCUCAAAUGGAGACUCAGUUAGCCAAAGCAUGGCUCUCACAAAUGGCAGACAGGCGAGCCAUUACAGUUUCAUUGCACAGGCAUGAUCAGAUCAGGGUAAACCUUACCAGUGCCAAUAUUCAAAAGCUUAAUCUUGAAACUAUUCGUAUUGGAUUCUCCACUAAACAGAGGCGUGGAAUCUUUCUACAAUUUGACCUAGGAAAGGACACAUUCGUCGGUGUAAAAAUGUCAAACACUGGAGGUGUGGCAUUUACUGUGGAAUCUGGUGGUGAGAGAGAAGGAAUAUGGACUACGUAUGGUAUCGAUUAUGCCCGUGGGGAAUAUCACGUGGUACAGAUUCGUACACAGGUGGUGUCAGACACGCUAUGGACAAUAUACAUGCAGGUAGAUGAUGACGAGGAGUUCCAUAAAACAAUGAUACGUCCAAACGGAUCCCUAACGGCCUUGUACGUCGGUACCAAUGAUACAAACGAUUACCGAGGGCUUGAAGGAGAUAUCUUUCUCGUACAAGUUGGUGAAUUUGACGUACUACGACACGCCUUCAAAACCCCUACCCCACCAGAUGUACAGCUAUAUCCGCCAAACUUGAACGCCUCUUUAUAUAGCAUUGGGCAUAACACAGGACAUUCUACUAGCAAAGGAAAACUUAAGGUUGAUAUUGAUGAUAUUCUGCAUCUGUCCGCCAAAAUUUUGUACCAGGAUGAGGUAGUGACAGAAAAGAGGAAAAGUGUGUGGAACGUGAAGUAUGCUGUAACAAUUAACAAACGAGAACAAAUGAAGAGCAUCUCGCAGCUUUCUGCCAACAAACUUAACACAUUCCUGAACCUGACGAGAUCGGGUAGCAAUGACAGCUACCAGUAUGUGGGCGGUGCAGUUGAAUAUAUAAGCUACCGAGAUAUGUACAAUAUCCAUCUCAAUCAGCGGGUCGCUGUCCAAGACUACCGAAGCAUUCAGACUAACCUCAGUACCAUCUGGGAAACAGUUGAAAACUUGACAAAGAGUGUUACCGUGAUGAAACAAGAGGAAGUGAUUGAUACUAAAGGAAACACUUGCUGGAAGUUGUCAUAUCAUGUCACGAGCAAAGACAGUACUUCUCUAAUCAACCCCAGAUUCGUUGCUGGGGUCGCUAUGUCGAGUCUGACAUCCGGGGUGUUUAUUAACAGUCCAAUAGGGUUCAAGUACCGGGUUUUGAAUAUCACCCAAACAUACAGGUUGUCCCAGGCCUACAGCGUUGUGGUCAGUAGGCGGGUGCGACUCCAGGAUGAAGCCAAGGUCAGAACAGGAAUGCUGAAUCUAGUGGCAGCCAGCAUACAUGGUUUAAAUACAUCUUCCUUGGCGGUUUUGACUAUGAGAGCAGACAAGAUGGUAGAACGUACUACUGGGCAUUUGUCAUGGAAAUAUAUCUACGUUGUGGCUGAUAACGGCACUGCCAUUGAUGCGUCACGCUACACCGCGUUACCUGCUACCAACCUUAGCCAGACCGUGUCAGCGGCGGGGAUGGGUGUGACCUACCGAUUGGAGCAGGGGGUGUUCCGUUCCUACACAGACAUGUUUGGUCUAACUUUAGUUGGCCAGGUUAAAACAGAGCUCACUCACAAAAUCAAGACACAACUGACUGCGACUUGGAAUAUACAUGCUUCCUCAACUGUUAUCAACAAUCUGAAACGACAGGAGUUCAUCGGUGAAAAUGGGGCUACUCUGACGAAAUAUCAGUAUUUUGUGGAGAGGAAUGGGUCACUUUUGUACCCGUCUCUGACGAUGAAUGCGAAUACUGAUUCACUGGUUCGCAAUCUCAGCGUUACUGUGUACAACGGCCACAAGGAAAUUGACUAUCACGACUGCCAUAGGCUAUCCCUCCAGGGCCGUCAUGGGCCAUUCAACACAGCGGCCAUCUCCCGCACGAUUAGGACCACGUGGGCGGGCCUGGACACAACUACAGGUACCACAGAGUCCAAUUUCAGUGUAGCCAUUGUGAAAAAGGAGGAAGAGUUGGGCAAGUAUGGGCUGAAGCUGUUGACCUUGGUGUAUACUGUUGUUAAGGACAGUAUGACCUUGACCCCUGACUACCAAUCCUCACCGGAACAGGGUAUCAUGGCCUCUGCCUGGACAUCUAGUGGACAGUCAGGUCGGGUAUACAGCGGUGUUCAGGAAACGUUCCGCAUGAGUGGUUUGUUCCAACUCGGUCUCCAGCACGAGGUCAACACAACAGAGGUGACUUUGUCAGAUCGAUCAAACCUGGAAAAAAUAGUCCAAGCUGUAUGGAAUAUUAGCAUAGCUGGUAAUGUGAAGAUCGAUAUUGUAGCCAAUCAGAAAUUCCGUAACAAAGAGAACAGGGCUACAAUGGACAAAUUAUUUUAUACCGUGAAGAUUGGUGGCAAAGUGGAAGAAAAUUGGGAAAGCUCUGUCUCAGACUUGGACACAAAGAUUUCCACCGCCCUUACUAAAUCAGCAGAGCUAAAGAAAAGGUUCCACUUGAGUAAAUCGUAUGGUGGGCGUAUCAGAAGUGUGUAUCUCAAAGGUGGAGUCAGAGUCAAUGAAACUCUUGUCUCUAAAGCAUUAAAACAGGCAUGGCAACAAAACGCAUUAGGAGGGUCUCCUGUAUUAAAUAUCGUCUCUCAGGAGAAGUUUGUGACAUCCUCAUGGGACUUCUUUACAACAAAGGUCCAGUAUGUGGUCAGUUUGAAUAACUCUGACCCCGAGGACCAGGGAGUCCAGCCUCCAUCUUACAAGGAAGUUGAGACGGCCUUGGCCUCCGUUAAAUUCGGCCAGUGUGGACAAGGGUCACUUAAAUACAACAAAGUACAUGUAAAGGGAUCCACUACAAUGCUAAACUAUACAAGUAUUGUUAUGGCCAUGCAGUCAACAUGGACUACCAAAAACUCGGAGAUUGCCAGCAUGUUGAAGGUAUCGAUAAAACAGGUACAACAUCGGAACAAGCGGGCUGCCACCGAUUCCUACCGAUUAGUGGACGAUGACGGCCAUGAGAUUAGUCCUCUGGAGUACACCGUCGCUUUGAACCAGGAGGAACCAAGCUCCAUGUUUUUGGACACACCAUCAGACAAGGAUGUCAGUGAUGGACUCUCGCCUGCAGGAACAGGACUGUGUAUGUGUCGGCCACGUCUGGCUGCACAGCUUAAGGUCAAAGGUCAGGUCAGUGAGAAUGACAAAGACAAGGUCACGGAUGCUGUUAAGGAGGCCUUCCUGAAGAAAAAUCCAGACCUGGAUGAUAAAGACCUAGGAAUUGAGUUGUCAAUUACGAAUGUCACAGACCCUACAGGGAAACGCUCCUCAGAUGUGGACUACAUUGUGACGCGGAAGGAUAAUGGAGAAGUUGAGGAAUUAAUACGUCCCAAUGAGGCUCAGUUAACCUCCGACAUACAAUCAAUGUACUCUAAAAUGGUGAAAGUUGAUGAGGAAGACAAGGACGAUUGGAUCAUACCAGUGGCAGUGGCCUGUGGCGUCUUCGGAUUUAUCCUCCUUGUAAUCAUCGUCUGCUAUGUAAUGUAUAUAAGACGACACCGGAAGAAAGGAGAUCUUAUCAAGCAAGAAGAUGAUGUCAGAAACAGGAACUCCUUUGACAAGGAACAUUUUAGUGACCCGGCCAUGUACGACGACCAAGGCCCCUUUAAAACGGACCAGUAUGAAGCAAACCGACUGGUAGGAAGAUCUGGCAUGUUAUUUUAUUUUAGCUCAAAUAGUGUGAGGGAGGACGUCUGUAUCAGCUUUUGUAACAAAAUCUGCCUAACGGAAACAAUGCUUUCUGUCUGUGGUUUUAUACUCUAUAGAACAAUUAGUAGCCCAGUUUUAUAAAUUAGUAAUUAAUGGUUAGUAUAUGCCAUUAUAUAUAUGUAAAGCUGACAAUUCACUUACAAGCAUGUACAGUAAUAUGUUUCUAUAUAAUCAUUAUGUAUAUAUAUAUAAUAUUUUGCUAGUUAUUCUUAUGCAAUCAUUUAUUAUGGAAAAGUUGAGUCAAGAAAUUUCAUUAUUUUCUGUUUAGAAAUUUCCUAUGCUUCAGUAGGUUUCAGAUCAGAAAAAAAUAAUUUCGUUUACAUAGAUAAACCGAUUUGUCAAUCUUUAAAAUAUACCAUUUCAUAAAAAAAAUGUUUGUCAAUGAUGACUGAAAGCUAAAUAUUUAUAACCCAACCAUCUGGAUCGCGAUGAAACGAAUGCAGCUCAUAAUCUUUAAUAUGUUCAGCUUCAAGGAGUAAUUCUUUAGCUUUAGUUUGUGAUCUAUUUAGCUGUAGUUCGUUCCUGGUAACGCUAACUUAUAAAGAAUUAGUGAUUCCUCUGCCAUCGUGAACUGCUGCUGUUUUCGAGAUUGCCUUUCUGUUUGGAAUUGUGGUAUUAAGUUUCCUCUGGAUGUGGAACUAUCUUAUAUAUUACCUAUUUGUAUAUUUGUAUAUUUGUAUACCAUAAACAGACUACAAAAUGUAUAUGGAGCUGUAAAUGUAUCAGAUCAUUAUAUGUAUAUUAACUUCAUUCAUUGUUUAUUGAAAUCCAUGUACAUAAUCCCCCCCCCCCCCCCCCCCCCCCC